UGAAAUGAGAGUUGUUACAGUUUGAAUUUAAACACGUGUAUCCAAAAAAAAAAAAUAAUUAAAAAUCCAAGACAAAAACAAAUAUAAAACAGAGAUGUGUCCCAGUUAGAGGACUUAAAUUGUGGGAUGAUAAUGAACUGAAAUCUCCGUUAGUAUUUUUUUAAAUUGUUUAAAAAGAUAGCAGUGAAGUACAGGAUAUAAAAUUAUUACCUUACAUGGACCCAUUACGAUACCCAUCCAUCCAUUCUCUAAUAGAGCGUAAUGUUUACGAAUAAUUUGCCGUUUCAUUACCAAUUAAACAGGAACAUUGCAUAACAAGACAAAAUAUUUUACUGGUGUGUCUUGUAUUGAAUUGUUUAUAUAAUUUCAAUAAAUAAUUAAAUAAAAAAAGAUAUGGCAUUUAGAUUCAACAUUGUAGGUCCAACAAUUAAUAUUUGGUCUAACAUAGCUUUAGGUUGACACUCUGUUGUUAUAAAUGUGCAAGAAAGUUUUUUUUAAACUGCCUUUGAGCAAAAAAAAAAAGUUUGGAUUUAUUGAUUGAAAUAUUAAUUUAAUUAAGUUUGCCAUGUAAUAUUUGCACUUCACCCCCUUCCAUUUGUGACUGGCAUGCAUGCACAAUGAUGAGAAUCCACUGCCGGGUGGUUGUGUCCACACUGUCUCACAACAUUCGCAGCCAAUAAUAACACAACAACAGAAUGUGUGUGUGAGCGAGAGACAGAGAGAAAGAAAGAGAGUGAGAGAGAGAGAGAGAAAAAGAGUGAGGUAUAGAACUACCAACUGAUAGCCUACAGAAUCGUUCCACUCCAGCGAGCAUGUGGAAGUAGCUCUGCAGUAUUGCCAUUCAUUUUUAAAUAAUGUUCAAACUAAUAUUAGCAGCACCCAUAGAUUAAGCAUGGAUGUUUUCUACAGCUGACUUUUUUUUUUUAAUUAAGAAUAAAAGGUUGCGACUAGGUCAGCAAUGAGUGCGUCUGCAGGGACUGGCGUGUUCGUGCUCUCCUUGAUGUCCAUUCCCAUCUGCUACUUGUUCAACUCCUUUGUCUACAACAACAGUGCUGAAGCCUUCUUCUUUGCUGGAUGUACGACAUUCAUCUUUCUGGUCAUUUCUGCCCGUUUUAUACUCAAGAGAAAAGCUCCGUUAGACUCUCUUUUCUAUGUGUACGCAGUUCAUGCUUUCUUCAGCGUGGUGAACUUAAUCAUCGGACUGGAGCAGGACAACAUCAUCGAUGGCUUUGUGACUUUUUACCUGAAAGAGGCAGACCCAUACAUUAAUACGGCGCACGGGCACAUGAUGUCCUAUUGGGACGGCUGCGUGCAUUAUCUCAUGUACCUGCUCAUGAUCGCUGCGAUUACUUGGGGGGACAACUUCAGAGCUAUCGGACUCUACUGGGUGGGGUCAUUCGUCAUGCAUUCCAUCAUCUACCUUCUGGGGAAUGCUGUUGGAAAAUAUGAUACAGAAAUCGGUCCUCUCUUCUUCCUUCGCUUGCUGUACAUCGCAGUGUCUGUCUGGGCUUGCUUUCGUGUCUUCAGCCAUCCUUCCACACGGACCCUUGAGCUGACGAACAUCCAGGAAGCUCAGAGGAUGACGUUGUUGGACAGACCUUUGGACUUGUGUUUUAUCAUCUACCUCAUCCCAGCUAUGACUUUCUGUGUCUUCCGAGGUCUGAUUGCCCUGGACUGUUCCAAUGCCCUUUGUCUGCACUACACGCAAUAUUACGAACCGUAUGUGAAAGACCCCUCGGCCUACUCCAAAAUACAUAUGCUGGUAAGCAUGCUGUACUCGGGCCCGUACUACAUCAUGACGCUCUACGGCUUGUCGGUUCCAGGAUGUGAGUGGAUGCUGGACCUUACUCUGGUGCAUUCAGGUGCAAUAGCACAAGCCCAGUUUUCUCACAUCGGCGCCUCGCUCCACACACGGACGCCGUUCACUUACAGAGUGCCCGCUGACAGCCAGCCUGUCUUCUUGCUGGUUAAUAUCCUGUACGCCGUGGUGCCUCAGGCCCUCUGCUACCGCUGCACUACGAAGCCUGCCUUCUUCCUCAGGGCCACGUCAGACAAGAAAAGUGCAUGAUUAUGAUAUGUAGAGAGGCCGGUGACAACAUAAAGCUGCAUUAUCAAACUAUUUUCAGAGUAGUUGAUGGCUUAGUGUACGGUUCAAUCUCAAAAUGUGAGAACACCUCACACAGUUUUUUAGUAAAUAUUUUAUUAUCUACACAUUAUUUCAUGUGACAACACUGGGAAAAUGAGUCAAUGUUCACUGUUCAGCUUUUAUACGGGUGUAACUUCCCUGGACCCUCAACAAAUAUUUUAACUUAGUGGUUUUCAAACUGGGGGUGUGCCUAGAGAAAGAGAGGGGGGGGGGUGUUCUAUGAAACAGCAGGUGAGGAGCUAAUUUUACUACCGACCACAGGAGCCCACAUCAGAUGCUAAAAUUACUUCAUGAAUUCAAGAUAUUAAAUCUUUGCAGAAAAAAAUGUUCAGGUUUUUGUUUAUUCUUGGUGGCUUGUUAAACUCGGCAGUGUCAUUUUUCAACUGUAAAUGUGACCACUGCAAUGAUUAUUGGAGUUAUGUUUAUUGUUCGUUUGUUUUUCCAUUCAUCCAUUUUCUUAGCCGCUUAUCCUCAUGAGGGUUGCGGGAGGGCUGGAGCCAAUCCCAGCUGUCAACGGGCAGGAGGCGGGGUAACACCCUGAACCGGUUGCCAGUGAAUCGCAGGGCACAUCGAGACAAACAGCCGCACUCACAAUCACACCUUGGGGCAAUUUAGAGUGUUUAGAGAAUUUUUUUUUUCAAAUUUCUUCAUUGUCUAUUUAACAUUGUAGAAAAGUGUCAGUUUUUCAGUGUUGUCCCAUGAAAAGAUACAUGAAAAAUAUUUACAAAUAUGAGAGGCGUAUACACAAAUUAAAAUUGUACUAAUUAUGUGAGAGCAAAUGAAGAAUAGACUAUUAUCUGUUUU
Molecule: messenger RNA, 2950 nt
Organism: Syngnathoides biaculeatus (alligator pipefish)
Lineage: Eukaryota; Metazoa; Chordata; Actinopteri; Syngnathiformes; Syngnathidae
Product: transmembrane 6 superfamily member 1-like
Exons: 10
Coding region: 959-2068 (369 amino acids)
Cellular component (GO): lysosomal membrane
Source: RefSeq, a predicted model, not a curated record